GCACACCGCGCCCAGCUCGCUCAGCCCGCAGUACCGCACUCGGCACCGAGGCCCGCCCCGCCAGCACGCCAUGCAGAUCACCGCGCAGCACGCCGCCAAGAAGCAGGAGGCCGAGAAGGCCCCGGACGUCGCGGUCCCCCACACGGUGGUGCCCAUGCCGGCCGUGACCCCCAAGGCCGCCAUGGCCGCCCCGAGGGAGCGCGCCACCAUCACGCAGCAGACCGUCGUGCUGCUCUCCGUGCUGGCCAUCCUGGCCAUGGCGCUGUACCCCUUCAUCGUGCUGCGCCUCGCCAUCAUGGGCCGCAUCUUCGACGGCCUGGCCCCCAACGUCAAGCCCCAGGACCACAGCCCGUCGCCACACAUCACCGACGGGAGCUUCGACUUGCGGUCCGAUGGUGUAGUGAACCACACUGACCACCAGGUGCCGCCCUUCGCCGACGAGACUCCCAGUGUGGUUUCCAGCAGAGCUCCCGCCGGCGUCCUCGGUGAGGAAGUCAUCGCCGUCCCGAGUGAAGCCCCCGUCGGAAGCCCCAGCAAAACUCCCAGUGGAGUCUCCAGCAAAACUUCCAGCGGAGUCUCCGGAGGAAGUUCCAGCGAAGGCGUCAGAGGAAGUCGAGUCUCCAGCAAAGCCGCGAGUGACGACGGAGCGAGAGGCAGCCUGCUCGUCAGUCGAAUCGCGUCCUCCAUGCGUUAGACAGAGACAGACUCCAUCCGAGCAUUCUUUGAUCUCAUUGUACAUUUCAUUUCGUAGUGAUUCAGCGAAUUAACACUAUUUCUGUCUGAAAAGAAUCUCUUGGCAUGGUCGGCCGAACGAGGUUUGUGGUUUGUGGGCGAAUACGGGUACGCCGCUGACUCUAGCAGCAACGACUGAAAAAAUUGUGAUAUGACCUACCGCCACCCCUGUCUCUGCUUUGCUAGACCGACUCAUGUAUAGCUUUAAGUGUGUGGAUCGAACCGCGAUGUGUCCACAAUAUUGUAAAGUGUUAAAAGCGUUUUAAAACGCUGAACUGACUGAUAAUAAACAGAUUUAUGGAAA
Messenger RNA from Thrips palmi, 1036 nucleotides. RefSeq lists its product as uncharacterized. The record is from RefSeq and is a predicted model, not a curated record. NCBI's taxonomy places the organism in Eukaryota, Metazoa, Arthropoda, Insecta, Thysanoptera, Thripidae. The transcript has 2 exons. The coding region runs from base 71 to 694 and encodes 207 amino acids.